GUAUUCGUCGACGGUGUAGUAACACUUUUCUGAUAGAUAUCUUCUCAGACGUUUCUUUAAUGUCAACAUAUUAGUGCUUCUGCGGAACUCAAUUGGUAGUGUAUUGUAAAUUUUUGUACAGGCAUAGAGUGGUGAUUUCUGAAACUGGGCUGUUGCGUGGACUGGUAUACUUAAGUCAAAACCUAUUCUGGUUGUCUGUCAUGCGUGUUAACUGUGUUGUUUUGAAUAAAACUGGUCCUAUGUUUAAAUGCGAAGAGAGCGCAUUUAUAUAUAUAGAUGGAUAUUAAUGUUAGCAGAUUAUAUGUUCUGAAAAUAUCUUUACAAGAGUCUCUUUUGUUGAUAUUGAAAAUCAGCGUGAGUACUCUUUUCUGCAAGAUGAAGACUCUGUUGUUCAUGACUGCUUGUCCCCAUAGUAUUAUAUUAUUGCUAAGAUGCGGGUAA
Acanthoscelides obtectus is the source of this 441-nucleotide messenger RNA. NCBI's taxonomy places the organism in Eukaryota, Metazoa, Arthropoda, Insecta, Coleoptera, Chrysomelidae. The record is from the annotation of a GenBank genome assembly.